Fusarium poae is the source of this 1089-nucleotide messenger RNA. RefSeq lists its product as uncharacterized. NCBI's taxonomy places the organism in Eukaryota, Fungi, Ascomycota, Sordariomycetes, Hypocreales, Nectriaceae. The coding region runs from base 1 to 1089 and encodes 362 amino acids. The transcript is spliced from 3 exons. The record is from RefSeq and is a predicted model, not a curated record.
AUGUCGUUCUCGACCCUCCCCCUAGCCGCGCUCCGAAAGUAUCUCACCGAUCGUGGACUUAUACCUGAUAUCCUCGACGAUCUUGAAUAUCCCCUCGUCGGUCUGGUGUUUUAUUUCCUUUCGCGCUGGAGAAUGAAAUUACUUGAAGAUGCCAAACAGAGGACCGAGCAGGAAGUGCAAUCUAGCGGUCUUGCCACUUCAGCUCAGCCAGAGAAACUAGAAAAAGAGUCGAUUACAGAGACAAACGCCAACGGCAAUGUCAACGCCAACGGCAAUGGAAGCGGGAAUAGCAAAAAUGCGAGGAAGAGAUUGACCAGAAGUCAAAGAAAGGCUCGUGGGCAGAAUAGAAACAGCUCCAACCAGAAUAGGAACAACUCGAACCAGAACAAGAACGGCUCAGCUCAGAACAAGAAGAACCCAAACCAGAACAGAAACGGCUCGAAUCAGAACGGAAAUGCGAGAUCGAACAGGAAUAAACCACCGGUACAGCUGAACCUGAACAAAAUCUCUAGGAAGAGACUUCAGAAGACCCCUCCUAUAAGCUGGGAGGGGUCAAUCAGGCAAGCCGUGAGCUACUUUAUUGAGCAUCAUCUAGAAGAAUUGUACUUCCUCAGCCUCCUACUUCUGUUCACUCGUGAGAAACUUCCUGGACUUGAACAGAGUCCGGAAGGGGACUACGACCAGAUGGUGGCACGAGUCUUGAUAACCUUCAUGGGUUUAGGCACUCUGGAACCGCUGAGGUGUUCUCGAUGGGAUAUCGAGGCUUGUGGUCUUGGAAUGUUUACCUACUGUUGUGUGUUUUGCGACGAAGGUCCAGGCCCAUGGAAAUCUGCAGCGAUGGGAGCCAUUGGUCUCUGCUCGAUAGGGGGACUAAUCGAAUGUAUGCUUUGCGUCAAGAUCGGCCACUGGGUUUGUUGGCCUGCGUUAUGGUUGACAAGCGACAACCUCAGUGUAUUCGACAUGCUCGUUCGUAUCUCGGCACUUGGCCCACUGAUCGAUAUCGCCGAGACUAUCACUUAUUCCAUCGCCUCCUAUACCUCGCCUGUAUGGUAUGCGAGUAGACGGGAGUUUAUGCAGAGACCCCUUUAG